AUGGCUCGAUACCUGUGCCAACUUUGCGACAACGUUGUGACUUACGGUGAGAAUCAUCCUUGCUUCUUUUAUAAGAAUGAUGACAACGUGUAUUCACUACCAGAAUAUUGGAAGGACAGUUCUCGGCAUUUAAGCCAAGCUGACCAACAAAACAAAAAAGAAAAUCCUGAGCUCAAAAAUUUAUCGCUGUUUCAAAAUAAUGCAGAAGUUAAGUCGCUUUUCUCAAAGGGAAACUGGUUUAGGACUUUUGCAGAGAGCACCGACAAUGCACAAACACGGAAUCCUUGUGAGAUUUCAUAUUUUAAUCUAAUUUCAGACGUUGAGGUGAUUGAAGUCGAAGGUAAUGAAAAUGCAUUUGUUACAGUUUCUUCAGAAAAUGUUGAAUCUGAUUACAGACCUGAAACCGACCAGCGCGAAACUUUUGAAAAAACGAUAAUUGUCAUCGGACCAAGUGAUGUUGACUUACAAACUCAGAGACUAUUAGAUGUAUCAGAUCUCAUGCAUGCAACAGCUGAAGAAGAAUGUAAAAUGCCAGUUGAAGACAACAAACGGCAGACUUUGAAUAACGAUAAAAAUAAUUUCAUAUUUUCUCUAGAAUGUGGUAUGAACAAAAUUAUUUCAGAUGGAAAUAAGGUUUCUAAAACAGCGAAUUUGAUUGUGAAUCUUGAUCUCCCAUCAGGAAAUAAAGAGUCGAAGAAUGGCAAGCAAGUGUCAGAAUGUGUAAAUCAUGAACAUAUUUCACCCGAAGUGCACUCUCAGGUUGAAAGUAAGAAGACGAAAGUGGCUACCUACGUGAAGGAACCUCAUUCUACCAUAAAAGAUGACAAUGCUGUGGCUGGACCUUCAGGAAUAUGUCACCGUAAGAAGAAAUUUCCUAAGACCUGCAGUAGGAAAGAUAAUCUUAAACCGAAUUAUCAAACACGCACUGGCGAUGAGCCCUUUAUGUGCAAUAUAUGUAAGAAAAAAUUCUCUAAGAAAUCAGAUCUCGAGCGACAUUACAGAACGCACACUGGCGAAAAGCCUUAUGAAUGCGAUAUAUGCGAAAAAAAAUUCAGUUCGAAAUCAUAUCUCAUCAUCCAUUAUCGAUUACAUACUGGCGAAAAGCCUUAUGUAUGCGAUAUAUGCGGAAAAAAAUUCAGUCAGAAACCACAUCUCCUCACCCAUUAUCGAGUACAUACUGGCGAAAAGCCUUAUGUGUGUGAAUUUUGUAACAAAGGUUUUGCUAAAAAGAGUAAUCUUAAAAUACAUGUAAGGACGCACACUGGAGAAAAGCCAUAUAAAUGUCCAUCUUGUGAAAAGUCUUUCAUGAACAGCAGGGAUUUUAAAAGGCAUCACAAAAGAAAGCACGAGUGA
Argiope bruennichi is the source of this 1353-nucleotide messenger RNA. Its product is annotated as zinc finger protein 182-like. NCBI's taxonomy places the organism in Eukaryota, Metazoa, Arthropoda, Arachnida, Araneae, Araneidae. Gene Ontology annotation, molecular function: RNA polymerase II cis-regulatory region sequence-specific DNA binding; DNA-binding transcription factor activity, RNA polymerase II-specific. Gene Ontology annotation, biological process: regulation of DNA-templated transcription. The transcript has a single exon. The record is from RefSeq and is a predicted model, not a curated record. The coding region runs from base 1 to 1353 and encodes 450 amino acids.